This is a messenger RNA of Ipomoea triloba (trilobed morning glory), 2242 nucleotides long. RefSeq names its product importin subunit alpha-like. Bases 221 to 1804 code for a protein of 527 amino acids. Gene Ontology annotation, biological process: NLS-bearing protein import into nucleus. The record is from RefSeq and is a predicted model, not a curated record. The transcript has 11 exons. Gene Ontology annotation, cellular component: cytoplasm; nucleus. Gene Ontology annotation, molecular function: nuclear import signal receptor activity; protein binding. Lineage: Eukaryota; Viridiplantae; Streptophyta; Magnoliopsida; Solanales; Convolvulaceae.
UGGUAGCUCACCACAGAUGCCUUGUUGGACUGUAGACUAUGGAGUAAAAAUUUGAAGUCAAAAGUCCAAAUAGUAAUUGCUUCUCUGUUCACUUUCCAAGCCGAUCACAUUCACAUAUAUUUACUCGCCCGCCCGCCCGCCCGCCGGGUAUAGACUGUCCGUACAUCUACUGUUGUAUUUUUUUCUUCAUCCAAUUGAAUUGAAGAAGGAGCGAGCUUCCAUGUCGCUGAGGCCCAACGCCAGAACUGAGGCUCGCCGGAGCCGGUACAAGGUCGCCGUUGAUUCCGACGAUGGCCGCAGAAGAAGAGAAGAAAACAUGGUGGAGAUCCGCAAGAGCAAAAGAGAGGAGAGCCUGUUGAAGAAGCGGCGCGAUGGCCUUCAGCCUCAACAAUUACACAACUUCACUCCCCCCGCUCCUCAUAUCGCCAAAAAGCUAGAAAGUCUACCUGCUUUAGUCGCCGGCGUCUGGUCAAAUGACACCACUUUGCAACUUGAAUCAACAACUCAGUUCCGGAAGCUCCUUUCUAUAGAGCGUAAUCCCCCUAUGGAAGAGGUGAUACAAGCUGGAGUUGUUCCUCGCUUUGUUGAUUUUCUUGCUAGAGAUGAGUACCCACAGCUCCAGUUUGAAGCUGCUUGGGCUCUCACCAAUAUUGCGUCUGGCACUUCAGACAACACAAAAGUUGUAAUUGAUCACGGUGCUGUUCCCAUUUUUGUCAGACUUCUUAGCUCUCCAAGUGAUGAUGUUCGCGAGCAGGCUGCUUGGGCAUUAGGAAAUGUUGCUGGUGACUCACCCAAGUGCCGUGAUCUUGUGCUUAAUCAUGGAGCUUUGAUGCCACUUUUAGCACAAUUUAAUGAGCAUGCUAAAUUGUCCAUGCUGCGGAAUGCAACCUGGACAUUAUCAAAUUUCUGUAGAGGCAAGCCUCAGCCCCAAUUUGAACAGAUGAAAGCAGCUCUGCCUACCCUUGCACAGCUUGUACAUUCAAAUGACGAGGAAGUCCUGACAGAUGCAUGCUGGGCGCUUUCAUACCUCUCUGAUGGUCCUACCGAGAAAAUCCAAGCUGUAAUUGAGGCUGGAGUCUGUCACCGCCUUGUUGAGCUUCUACUUCACCAUUCACCAUCCGUUCUCAUUCCUGCCCUCCGUACUGUUGGUAAUAUUGUUACUGGGAAUGAUGUUCAGACUCAGAUUAUCAUUGACCAUCUGGCUCUUCCCUGCCUUCGUAACUUAUUGACUCAAAAUUACAAGAAAAGCAUCAAGAAGGAAGCUUGCUGGACUAUCUCAAAUAUUACAGCUGGAAAUAAGGACCAAAUUCAGGCCGUCUUUGAUGCUGGUAUAGUUGAGCCUCUUGUUUAUCUGCUCCAAAAUGCUGAGUUCGAUAUAAAGAAAGAGGCUGCUUGGGCAAUUUCAAAUGCUACUUCUGGUGGAUCUCCCGCACAAAUCAAGUUCUUGGUUUCUCAGGGUUGUAUAAAGCCGCUAUGUGAUCUUCUAGCUUGUCAUGACCCAAGAAUCGUGACAGUCUGCUUGGAAGGACUUCAGAACAUUCUGAAGAUUGGUGAAGCAGAGAAGGAUGCGGAUGGUGUUAACAAAUUUGGACAAUUGAUUGAAGAAGCUGAUGGUUUGGACAAGAUUGAAAACCUUCAGAGCCAUGAUAACCAUGAUAUAUAUGAUAAGGCAGUUAAGAUCCUUGAAGCUUAUUGGUUGGAUGAGGAUGAAGAGCAGCUACCUUCGGAUGAUGCUCCGCAAUCUGGAUUCAACUUUGGAGGUGGUGAUCUUUCUGUUCCAUCCGGGGGGUUCAAGUUCAGUUAAGGAUUGAAAUGAAGUAGUCAAGGUCUUGCCCUGUAAUAGGUACAUUGGCAUCAGGUGCACAGGGUAUGUUGUUAUGUGGGGUUCAAGUUUAACCUGGCUGAGAUAAUAUUGAUCUGCUUUUCUUUCAUCGAGAUGUCUAAAUAAAGAAUAGGAGAUAUGAGACAGAGCCAGCCAAGAAUGAAACAGUCAGUCCCCGUUGUGAAGAAGGCAAUGUUGUUUAAAACUUAUAAUUCAGGGGGUUUGCUUAUUUUUUGUUGAUUUUUGCAAGCUAUCUGUUGUGGAAAUGGAUGGGAGGUUUCAUCGGUGGUUUUUAAAUGUCCUUCCUUCUCUUGCUUUGUUCUUUAGCAAUAGAUAGGGCUCAUGUAAGCUCAGUGUUUUGUUCAGUCAAAAGGUCAUAUACUCUAUAUAAUAUUCAUACGUUGAAGCUUAAUAUGGUAA